AUGGAAAAGCUAGCUUUUGCUUUGGUCACAGCUUCUAGGAAGUUAAGGUAUUACUUUCAAGCUCAUAUCACAAAUGUCUUGACAGAUCAUCCAUUAAAGAAGGCAAUGAACAAGUUAGAAGCUGUAGGACGACUAAUCCAAUGGGUCGUAGAACUUAGCGAGUUUGAUGUCAGGUAUCAACCAAGAAGCGCAAUAAAAGCACAGGUAUUGGUGGAUUUCAUUGCAGAGUUCACUCCUAACCAAGGUGAGCAAGACGAGGUGGACGAAGCUCAGAGGUGGGUCAUCAAUGUGGAUGGCUCGUCCCCGUUAUAUGCUAGAGGAAUUGGAGUUAUACUUAAAUCCCCGGAAGGAGAUAAGUUGAAAUAUGUAGCCCGUCUACAAUACCAAACCACCAAUAAUGAAGCAGAAUAUGAAGCUCUCCUUAAAGGGUUGGAAUUGGCUAAGUCCUUAGGGGAGGAGUCAGUAGUUGUCCAAGGGGAUUCACAGUUGAUUAUUAACCAAGUGAAUGGAAUGUGUGAAGCUAAGGAAGAUUGGAUGAAGAAGUAUCUAAGCAUGGUGAAGCAGCUUGUCAAAAAAUUUAAAGAAGCCAGUUUUGUUCAGCUCCCGAGGGAGGAAAACAUGGAAGCAGACAUUUUGGCAAAAGCAGCUUUGGCAGGAAGAGCCAUGGAUGAGUAUGACAAAGUCCAAUACAUGCCGCGCAUAGAUCUUUUAGAGGUACAGCAGGUUGAAGGUGAAGAAAAUUGGAUGACUCCAAUAUUAAUUUAUCUCAAAGAUGGUAGACUUCAGGAGGACAAGGAUGAGGCUAGAAGAUUGAGGAUCAAAGCUGCCAAGUAUGUCCUCAUAGACGAAGUACUAUAUAAAAUGGGCUUCUCUCAGCCUUACUUAAGGUGCUUAACUCCGGACGAAUCAAACUAUGUGAUGAGGGAAGUUCAUGAAGGAGCAUGUGGAAACCACUCAGAAGCAAAAACACUAGUCCAUAAAGUUGUUCGUGCAAGUUACUACAGGCAGAUGGAGUUUUUAGUAAUAGAGAUUGAUUACUUCACUAAGUGGGUGGAAGCAGAACCCCUAACAAAGAUCACACAGCAGAAUGUCAAGAAUUUCGUCUGGAAGAACAUUACUCGGCUUGAGAGGGCAAAGGGAGUAUGGUCAGACGAGCUAUCAGGAGUUUUAUGGGCUUAUAGGACGACUGUGAGGACCCCCACAAAGGAAACUCUUUUCAAAGUAGCCUAUGAAAGUGAAGCAAUGAUACCUGCAGAAGUGCACAUGGCUAACCACAGGGUGAUGAAGUAUCAAGACGAGGAUAACGAGGAGCAACUUCUCCUCAACCUUGAUCUGAUCGACGAAGUAAGGAUGAACACAGAGCAAAGGACUGCAAGAUAUAAAAACCUCAUGGCUCAACAAUAUGAUGUAAUGGUCAAACCCAGGCGCUUCAACAUUGGAGACCUUGUCCUAAGAAUGGUUUCCUUGACAACCAAAAAUCCAACCCAUGGGAAAUUAGGACCUAAUUAG
Molecule: messenger RNA, 1509 nt
Organism: Quercus lobata
Lineage: Eukaryota; Viridiplantae; Streptophyta; Magnoliopsida; Fagales; Fagaceae
Exons: 3
Coding region: 1-1509 (502 amino acids)
Molecular function (GO): nucleic acid binding; RNA-DNA hybrid ribonuclease activity
Source: RefSeq, a predicted model, not a curated record